AUGCUCAACAUCUAUGAAAGGCAAACCAAUAUCAUUAAAGUUAGAGAUUGGUUUAAGAAUCAGAGGAAAAGGGAGAGGGAGAGGCAGAGGCAGAGGCAGAAGAAGGAUGAAAGGCGUGGGAGCAUUGGUUCUAGUUCUUCUAGAAUGAUCAAUGACAACUCAAAGGAUAAGAACAAUCCUGAUGAAAAGAUCAAUGGAACUUUUAGACCUUUGAACGUUCCAGCUUUUCUCUUCUGUUCAUCUACUAGCAUUGAUACCUUCUCCAAACAAUCCAAUCCAAUUCCCUUUCUAUACCCAAAUCGAUCAACGCUCUCUCAACUACUUAAGCAGUGCCCAACGCUUAAUCAACUCAACCAAACACACGCCCAAGUCAUUACACAGGCCUUUUCUCAAGACUCUUCUCUAAUUGCCGCUCUUAUCCGUUCUUAUAUCUCCACAGAAAAUUUAUAUUACGCACAUUUCUUAUUCGAUCAUUAUCCAUGUCCUUCACCACCCAUUCUUCUAUGCAAUCUAAUGAUCCGAGCCUACUCCAAAAUACCCAGUUCUCGAGAAUCGCUUCAUCUCUUCCAUCGGAUGCUCGUGCUGAACGCACCCAAGGCUGCUGUCCCCGACAACUAUACCUUCACCUUUGUGAUCACGUCUUGUUCGCAUCAAAACUUGACAGUUUAUGGAGAAAACAUUCAUGGGCAGGUGAUAAAAAGUGGGUUUGAAUCUGAUAUCUUUGUGGGUAAUUCGUUGGUAAACAUGUAUUCGGUGUUUGUAAAAAUGGAUGAAUCUCAGAAGUUGUUCGAUGAAAUGCUUCACAGAGAUGUGUUCACUUGGACUAGCCUUUUGGGUGGGUAUAUAAAGCUUGGAGAGAUGGGUACCGCUGGUGAAUUGUUUAGCAAGAUGCCUGAACGAAAUGAUGUUUCUUGGGCCGUUAUGAUUGCCGGGUAUGUCAGUGGUGGGAGGUAUACUGCUGCACUUAGUUGUUUCCAUGACAUGUUGUGUGAUGAUAAGGUGAAGCCCAACGAGACAGUUCUCGUCUGCGUUUUAUCGGCUUGUGCUCAUAUUGGAGCCUUAGAUCAAGGGAAGUGGAUUCAUGCUUACAUAGACAGGACUCGGUUCCGGAAGAGUUCGAACAUUUCAACAGCUCUCAUUGAUAUGUAUGCAAAAUGUGGGAGAAUAAGCUGUGCUACUCAAGUUUUUAAUGCAGCGUCUGAUAGAAAUGUGCUCACUUGGACAAGUAUGAUCACAGGGUUAUCGAUACAUGGGCUUGGCAAGGAUGCCCUCAAGGUUUUCUCUCAAAUGGUAGAUGAAGGCCUUAAACCCAACAAUGUCACACUUGUGGGGGUUUUAAAUGGCUGUAGCCAUUCAGGACUAGUGGAUGAGGCCUUGUUGACCUUCCAAAACUUGGAAAACUUGUGGGGAAUUUCACCGACGAUUGAACAUUAUGGCUGUUUAAUUGACCUUCUUGGCCGAGCAGGGCGCUUGGAGCAGGCAUUUGAAAUCGCCAAGCAUAUGCCCAUGAAGCCUGAUGUUGUUUUAUGGAGGGCUUUAUUAAGUGCUUGUAGAGUCCAUGGUGAUGUUGGUCUUGGGGAACAGAUAACGGAUCACAUUGCCCAACUGGACCAUAUUAGUAAUAAUGGAGGUCAUGUCCUGCUUUCAAAUUUGUAUGCUUCUCUUGGUCAAUGGGAAAGUGUUGCUGGAGUGAGGAAGCUGAUGAGUGAAAGAGGGAAGAAGGAAACUAGCCCUGGUUUUAGUUGGAUUGAGGUUAAUGGUAUUGUUCAUGAAUUUCGCAUCGAUGAUCAGCUACAUCCUCAAAUUGUGGAGAUACAUAGUAAAUUGAGAGAAAUGUUGAGAAGGGCAGCCAUAGAAGGAGGCUAUGUUGCUAAUGUAAAGAAAGUUUCGUUUGAUUUGUUAGAGGAAGAUAAAGAACAGGCAGUGUCUUGGCAUAGUGAGAAGCUGGCCAUUGCUUUUGGUCUGAUGAGGACUGAAGCAGGGAGUCCUCCCAUCAGGAUAGUGAAGAACCUGAGGACAUGUGAAGAUUGUCAUUCAGCCAUUAAAGUCAUUUCCAGAGUUUAUGGUAGAGAAAUUAUAGUAAGAGAUCGAUCCCGCUUCCAUACUUUUAAAGAAGGAAGCUGUUCAUGUAAGGAUUAUUGGUAG
Molecule: messenger RNA, 2145 nt
Organism: Telopea speciosissima
Lineage: Eukaryota; Viridiplantae; Streptophyta; Magnoliopsida; Proteales; Proteaceae
Product: pentatricopeptide repeat-containing protein At5g66520-like
Exons: 2
Coding region: 1-2145 (714 amino acids)
Biological process (GO): RNA modification
Molecular function (GO): zinc ion binding; protein binding; RNA binding
Source: RefSeq, a predicted model, not a curated record